UAGAGCUUUGCUUUACGAUGCUGCCAGCAAUAGCAAAUGCUGUCCCAACCAGCUCUAGCCCUCUGGAUGGAGCAGCAGCUAUGCAGGUUUUAUGCCAUUUGGUUCUUUGUCCAGCUCAGUUGCCCACUCUUUUGUUCAUUUCCCUCACUUCCUGCUAGCUACUAAAUUAAGGGGAACGAGAAACCUAGUUUGAACUCUCUGAGGAGGAUCAGCAGAGCCAAGACCUUUGGUAUCAGUGUUUUUGGCUAACUCUGCUGAAAAUGUUUAUUACUUACGUUCUUCCGAGUUCCUAACAAGUAAGCAGACUUAUACAGAAAAAUCUACUGGUAAGUAGUUUUGAUAGUGAAUAUGUCCCAUUUAGCAUGGAUUCUUAGUUUUCCUCUAGAAUCCUCAAAAAGUCUAACCUAAAACUAUCCUUCUGCUGAAGCUGGUAACUUUUUAGUUUUUCAAAUCCCCAGUGUUCAAGUGACUUUCUGGUCUGCUGGGAAGAAGAGUGUUCCAAGCUGUGUAGCCUACUUUCAUUGUUCCCUGCUGUACUUCUGGACUCUACCGCUUAUUCUGAGUCCCUAUUGUCUUGCUGUGUAGAAGAGAUCCAUAAAUACUUAUGAUAAUCUAAUCGAUCUUCAUAGGCAAUAGUGGAUAGCAGUUGCCAGCAGCUAUCUUAGCCUGACAGAGAGGGAUAAAAUGUUUGACUCUAUGCUACAACAAAAUAGUCACUAGGUAUAUUCACAGUGAAGAUUUUUUCUAAAUUAAGUAGCUUCCAUGAUCGUAGAAAUCAGAUCUGUUUUUAUUCUUUUUCAUGCAGGACGUGAUAGGUAGAACAGAAUCCUGUGCUUCAGGACAGAUACCUAUGACCUACCUAAGCUGCCUUGCUUACAUGCUGGAAGAAUGGACUGCUGUGGAGUACCUGGAGAAAUAUUUUUUUCAUGUGGUCAUCUCACUGAUGAGUGCAAUACUAGUCUCUUUUAUGGUUCCUUUAGCAAUCUUCAUUUCAAUGUACACUGCUAGUUUUUUGUUUUUCAUAUAUCAGAGGAAGAAUGAGGUAAAAGGAGAUCCCCUGAGUGAUGUUUGGGAUAAUGUAAGGAAAACUGCAGCAAAGUUUUGGGAUAUAUGUGCAAGAGUAUGGCAUGGUUAUGAGCUUCAUGGUGUGGAAAACCUACCAGAAGGACCAGGAAUUCUUGUGUAUUACCAUGGUGCCAUUAUUGUAGAUUACCUUUCCUUUUUAGCUAGGUUCCUUCUCUGGAAAGAAAGACUUUGUCUGUCAGUAGCUGACCAUUUUAUCUUUCGUUUACCAGGACUUAAAUUAUUCUUGGGGGUGAUUGGUAUUAUGCCAGGUACAAGGGAGAACUGUCUCAAGGCACUGAAGGAUGGAUCCUUGGUGUCUAUCUCACCUGGUGGGCUUAGAGAAGCACUAUUCGGUGAUGAAAAUUAUCAACUCAUGUGGGGAAAUCGAAAAGGUUUUGCUCAGGUGGCUAUAGAUGCAAAAGUGCCCAUCAUUCCAAUGUAUACUCAAAAUAUUCGGGAAGGAUAUAUGGCAUGUAAAGAAAGAAGAUUUUUAAGAUGGUUAUAUGAAAAUACUCGACUGCCAGUUACUCUACCAUAUGGAGGACUUCCUGUUAAACUUCGCACAUAUAUUGGGGAGCCAAUUCCUUAUGAUCCAAAUGUAACUGCUGAGGAAUUAGUUGAAAAGACAAAGACUGCAGUCCAAGCUCUAAUAGACAAACACCAAACAAUCCCAGGCAGCAUAUGGAAGGCCUUAUUGGACCGAUUUGAUAAACAGCAGAAAAGUGAUUAGAGUGCUUGUAUAAUGAAAAACAAUGUCCUACAGCAAUAGUGGCAGUUUAACUUACAAGUUUCUGCAGAUUCGACAGAAGAAAACAAUGUCUUUUAGGCUCCCCCAUAUAUGGCGCUCUGAGGAUAUUUUUAAGUCAAAAAGAGUGGGCCCUUAAACAAGAAAACUUAUGUAUAAUAGCAGUGCAGUGCUAAACUCUCCAGAAGAAAAUCAUGUAGCUGGUAUUUGGCCUGUACCUAAAACAAAUAUUUACAUAGAGCUGAGAGCCUCAAAAAUUUUGUCUAGUUCUGUGGCUUUAUGUUUUGAGCUGAUCACAGUCUAGUUCCUGAAAAGAAUCUCAAAUCAGGUGUUGUCCCACCAGAGUCCAAUGUAGCAGGCACUCUCUCUGAGCACGUUACCAAUCAGACCUCAGACAAGACAGUGUGAGAAGAGAAAAUGUCUUUCACUUCAGUUAUUCACUAUUGCUUAGACCAUUUUUCUGGAGAGAGAGAUAUAUAAAGAGAAAUAAUCUCACUAAAUCAGACAUUAGACUUAUACAAACUCCUUUUCUUAAUGGUUCAGUAUCCUGGAAAGUAAAUUCUGCAUCCAAGACUUUGCUCUGACAGAAGUGUCUCCUAUGCAAGUAUUUUAUCCCCUUUGUACAGUGGAGUGAGGGAUCCCACUCCCAUUUUUUGAGGGGAUGGAACAAAUCUGGCUAACUCUAGAGAAGGAGACACAGACUGAUAGAAAUAUCUGAUUCAGAUUCUAACUACCAUUUGAGGCACAAAUUAAAGUUUUAUAUUCUCAAAGAGAGAAAAAAGGCUUUAGUUAAAUGCAGCACUAUGCAAAUACAUGUUUAAUACUUUCAAGUCUCAGCUGGUACAUCCAUGCACUAUUGCACCAUACAAUACUGAUUUAGUAGAGGAGGCUGCCCCUAGUUUGAGAAUCCCUGCAUUGUAGUCUGUUUGCAGUACAGAUAUGCUGUCGUCACCCAGAUCUCCCAGGGAGCUGGCAGGAGCAGCUUACUUAAUGUAAUCCAAGCCUGAGGCUUAUAAUCACUGGUGUUUUGCCUAAAAAUGCAACACCUCCAUCCUCGUGUGGAUUGAGCGUAAAUGCCUAUUUGGAAAGGAGGACAUAGGCAGUGUUGUCUUACUAAUACAUUUUUCAGAAUCCUGAAACUUGCUACAAAGCAGAAUGUAUUCUUUACAAGCUACAUGAUGUUAUUGGUGGGAGUGGGAAACCUUUGUAUAAUUAAAAAUGACCAAAACUGUUAACUUCAAAAACCAAGGAGGGUAAUUGUUGUGCCUCAUUUUUUCUUCCUGUACGUUAACACCUAUACUCUUUCCCCUCAACAUCCUAAAAAUUUAUGUAGCAUCUAAGACAAUAUAUACAAGGUUAGCCCAUUGUCACUGGAAAAACUAAAUCUACUCUUUGGAUCAAAGUAUUCUUCUCUCCUGUUCCGCUGCUGCUACUCCCUAAAUAUUUCUCACAUACCUGAAGGAGGAAGCAAGAUGGACAGGUGAGCUUAUUUUGAAGCAAGUUAGUCCCCUGGAACAAAAAGACAAGAAUCCUGUCCUGAAACAACUCAGAUCCAUCCUGAGACAUAGGAGUGUUUACUUGAAUACCUUAACUAGUUGUAGUUAAGGCAGCAUACAGGCAGAAAGAUUUUUCUCCCAGGAGAGACUCAACAUGCAUAGGAAAUGAUAGACUACAGCAAAUCAAGAUGCUGACUACCAUGCCUGUACUUGAAUAGGAAUUCAAACCAUGCAGUCUUAUAUAGUGCACCCUAGCAAUUUAUGCUAAAAUUCAAAGCCUGGUGUUAACUUGAGUAAGGAAAGGAACUAAAAGAAAGGGCUGCAGAUACUAAAAUGGACACAGAUGAAGAAGCAGCAGCAAUUAAGAGUAACCAGAAUCUGAAAAUAUUCCUUGUUAUCACAAAAAUCAUGUGGAAGGAAAAUAUCCUAUUUUUCAAGCACAUUAACAUAAUCAAUUAGCACACUUCAGUCAUCCAUAUUCUGAGAGUUGCACUACCUUUCAAACUCUGUGCCCUCUGACACCUGACAUUAGGGGCCAGGCUGCAACUCAGCAUGGAGCACCAGCCUUGGACAAAGGAUAUGUAAGGAACAAUGAUUAUUUUUCAAAGUGGGGAUGUGAGCCCAGAUCUCCUGUAUCUCCAGGGGUUAACAGUUUGUUAGCAAAGCAAAAGCUUUUGCUGGGCUAUGUCAUGUUACAGCAGCAUCCCAAUAUUAUCUGCAGUUUGUCUGAAACGAGGUGGAGUGAAACUUAAUUUCUUUCUGUUGCUCUCUCUCACAGUUGUCUUAAAGUAUUUUCUGGGUUCUUAAGGUAAUGAACGAAAUUAUUAUUUAGAAAUUUUAGUAUUUUUGAAUGAACUAUAAGGCAGUGCUUUUUCUAGUAUUUAAAUCAGUUGGUUUUUUUUUCCAUAAAUGUUAUAAUACUGCUCUUCUAAAAGAGUUUGUGUCCAUACAAAUAGAAUUGUAUUUCCCAAUCAAAUUGCUCUCCUACAACAUUGUAUUGUCUUGCCUCUCCAUCAUAAAAUAAAAAAGUAUGAAAAAUAGGAAAUGCA
Molecule: messenger RNA, 4355 nt
Organism: Dromaius novaehollandiae (emu)
Lineage: Eukaryota; Metazoa; Chordata; Aves; Casuariiformes; Dromaiidae
Product: DGAT1/2-independent enzyme synthesizing storage lipids-like
Exons: 6
Coding region: 800-1795 (331 amino acids)
Molecular function (GO): acyltransferase activity
Source: RefSeq, a predicted model, not a curated record